CACAUGGAUAGCAUAAAAGAGAUCCGAGAAAGGAAGAUAAGGAAUAGGUAGAGUGGAGCACAAAGAAGAAAUAACUUGGGAAGUGGGAUUUAAGUUUAACCAAACAAACCCUCAAGAGGGUGCUCACAACAAUUUUAAGAAAUAAAAUAUUCAUAUAAUACCAUGGGAAAUAUAAUUUAAUCAUGUUUACAAAAUUGGUUUACAAACCCAAAGGAUCUAAGUCGAGAGGAUACUUUGCAAACUUUACACCCUAAUUAAAAUAAAAUAAUGAUGAGUGCAUUGGUGGAUCAAAAUAAGAGAAAAACUAAAAGUAACAAUCCCAAUCCCAUAACAUAAAAUUACUUUGAUCAACUACCUCUUAUACACAGUAAAAUCAGUUUAUGAAAUUCCCUUACCAAAUGCAGAGAAAGUGCACCUCUCAUCAUCAUCAGAUACCUCUUAGCGUCAUUCUUAUCUUCUCUUUCUUCAUCCUCACCUUUUCCACCGCUUGCUUCAACGGGAAUUGCCAGCCAUGUUCUGCUGCUACAGAUUGUGGCCCAGGCCUUUAUUGUGGCCAUUGCCCUGGUUUAGGUAGGACUCAACCUGUUUGCACUAGAGGCCAAGCCACUCUUGUAACAUCCAUUGUGAAUGGGUUGCCCUUCAACAAAUACUCAUGGAUCAUGACACAUAAUUCAUUUAGCAUCAUGGAUGCACCUUCUUUGAAUGGCGUUCAAAGACUUACUUUUUACAAUCAAGAAGACACUGUCACUAACCAGUUGAGGAAUGGAGUAAGGGGAUUGAUGUUGGAUAUGUACGACUUCGAGAACGAUAUUUGGCUAUGUCAUUCAUUUCAAGGGCAAUGCUUCAACUUCACUGCAUUUCAACCAGCAAUAAAAACUUUGGAAGAAGUUGAAUCAUUCUUGACUGAAAAUCCGAUGGAGAUUGUCACCAUUGUAAUUGAAGACUAUGUGCGCACGCCAAAUGCGUUGAUUAAUCUAUUCAGAAAUGCUGGUCUGGACAAAUAUUGGUUCCCUUUGUCUGAUAUGCCAAAAGGGGGCGAAGAUUGGCCUACUAUAACGCAGAUGGUUCAAGAAAAUCGCCGACUUCUUGUUUUCACUUCUGAUGCUUCAAAGGAAGCUGAAGAAGGAAUAGCUUAUCAGUGGAGAUACAUGGUUGAAAAUGAGUCUGGAGAUCCUGGAGUUCAACGAGGUUCUUGUCCCCAUAGAAAAGAAUCAAAGCCGCUGAAUUCAAGAAGUGCAUCACUUUUCUUGCAGAAUUACUUUCCAACAUAUCCGGUCGAAGCUGACUCAUGCAGAGAGAAUUCAGGUCCGCUUGCAGAUAUGGUGAAUACAUGUUACAAAAAUGCAGGGAAUAUGCUGCCUAACUUCAUAGCAGUUAAUUUUUACAUGAGGAGUAAUGGUGGUGGUGUUUUUGACAUUGUGGAUAGAAUUAAUGGCCAUACAUUGUGUGGGUGCAGCACAAUCACUACUUGCCAGGAGGGAGCACCUUUUGGAUCUUGCAAGAACAUUUCGGUACCAAGUUUAAGUCCGAUGACCAACACUGCUGGAAGCUUUACUGGUUCUGUUCAGUUUUCAAGAAGAUCAACAUCACCACUCCAUUCUCCGAAUUGCUCACUUUUCCUUUUGUUUUACUUCCUGCUUACUGCAGUUUUGUUGCAAUUUCCAUGAGUAUUAUUGUAUAUCAUAUGCAAGCUUCAUGAUUCUGGUAUUGUCAUAUUUGCAUAUCAUAUGCGAGAUAGUCUCUUAAGAGGGGCUUUUAGUAUCUUAGUAUGUAUAAUGGAUUAUUGCCUCAAUCUUGAAAUGUCAUGGAACUGUUUAGAGGUUAGAAAAUUAUGUAACAAAAAUUCAGAACAGAAGAGGCUAUAAUCAAGAAUCUGAGAAGUCAUCUGAGGUAGAUAGAAAAUAACCAAGAGAAACCAAGAAUAUAUCCGGAGCAGUUCAGGUUUUGUACCAAGACAUCAUUACUCAACAACAUAAUCAGGAUUGUUGGAAACUCUUGGUCAAGGUUAUGAUUGAAACCCAACAAUUCUUACCAUAUUCCUUCCUAAUACCUGGUAUCUCGCACAAGUGGUUGUCUCAUACAUUUUUACCAUGGAGCACUGGUCUUUUAGUUUAUAGGGAAACAUGUGUGAGAUUUGCAUUAUUUUUAAAUGAGGGCAUCAGGUAGAUUUGUCCUUAGACUGUAAAUUUAGUGUAAUCCUGCUUUAUGACUUAUUUUGUGAACUAAAAAUGUUUACAACAAUAACAACUUGAUAGAGUCCAAAAUACAAAGUUAUGAACCGAAA
This is a messenger RNA of Cicer arietinum (chickpea), 2284 nucleotides long. RefSeq names its product PI-PLC X domain-containing protein At5g67130-like. Gene Ontology annotation, molecular function: phosphoric diester hydrolase activity. The record is from RefSeq and is a predicted model, not a curated record. Gene Ontology annotation, biological process: lipid metabolic process. NCBI's taxonomy places the organism in Eukaryota, Viridiplantae, Streptophyta, Magnoliopsida, Fabales, Fabaceae.